AUGGAAAGACACAGUCCCAAUCAUGUACAUAAAGAUAUCACAAAGAUGGGUAACUCUGUAAGAUCAAAGAGAAGAUUAAAGAAUGUUGCUCUCAUGAGAGCUAAGCUGCAGCCAUACAACGAUACACUCUUACAACAAACAGUCGAUAAAAUGAAUGCACAUAUGAAAUCACAACAAACAGACGUACAAGAUUUAACUUUACCACCAGAAAUGGUUCCACUGACAGUUGAAAAAGAUACUGAUAUGGUCGAUGACAACGAUAAUACUACUUCAAAGCAAGAUAAAAAACUUAAAGUAAAGAAGAAGCAAAAUUUCCCAAAGAAAAAGAAAUCAAAGAAAGCAAAGCAUUCAAGAAAACCAAGAAUUUACUAUGAGAGAUGGGUAGGGAAUCUAUUCUCAUCGUUGUUUUUUAAAUUGUUUGGUAAUAAAGAUGUUAGAAUACUUAUACUUGGAUUAGAUAGCGCAGGAAAAACAACAAUAUUAUAUAAAUUACAAUGUGGUGAAGUUUUAACUACAAUACCAACAAUUGGUUUUAAUGUAGAGACAGUAAACUAUAAGAAUAUAAGAUUUCAAGUUUGGGAUUUAGGUGGACAAAGCGCAAUUCGACCCUAUUGGAGGUGUUACUAUCCGAAUACCAAUGCGAUUAUAUAUGUAGUGGAUUCAUCGGAUCCAGAUCGUUUGGAUUAUUAA
Messenger RNA from Heterostelium album PN500, 690 nucleotides. RefSeq names its product ARF-like protein (gene arl1). The record is from RefSeq and is a predicted model, not a curated record. Gene Ontology annotation, cellular component: cytoplasm; Golgi apparatus. Lineage: Eukaryota; Evosea; Eumycetozoa; Acytosteliales; Acytosteliaceae. Gene Ontology annotation, molecular function: GTP binding; GTPase activity. The coding region runs from base 1 to 690 and encodes 229 amino acids. Gene Ontology annotation, biological process: vesicle-mediated transport; intracellular protein transport. The transcript is spliced from 9 exons.